GUUUAAAUGUAAUACUGGAUGGUUAGUUCUCCUUCUAAGAAAGUAAAGAACUACAAGGUCUUUGAAUGAAAUUCAGAGUCAUUGAUAUUCAGCUUUAAGUUCAAAGAGGGUUUUAGGAAUGCAAACAGUGAACCUAGCUCCAUGCCUGGCCCUUGCUGUGUUAAUCCCAGAAACCACGGAGCCAUAAUGUGGCAAAGCGUCCUUUUUGAGAGGUGAAUGUUACUGGUGAAAAUGGCUGACAGAGGAGGGAAGAUUGUCCCAGGACAGGUGUACAUUGAGGUGGAGUAUGACUACGAAUAUGAGGCCAAGGACAGAAAGAUUGUCAUAAAGCAAGGGGAGCGGUACCUCUUGGUGAAGAAGACCAAUGACGACUGGUGGCAGGUCAAGCCAGACGAGAACUCCAAAGCGUUCUACGUGCCCGCCCAGUACGUGAAGGAGGUCGGCCGCAAAGCUCUGAUGCCACCCGUGAAACAGGCAGGGGGGCUGCCAAAUAAUUCUGUGAAAGCCGUGCAGAGCCUCCACCUCCAGAGAGCGGCAGAAAAUGUGAACAAGCCGCCUGAGCUCUCAAGUUUCGGAAAGCCGUCGUCAUCUGUUCAAGGAUCAGGUCUGCUUCGUGAUGCCAAUCAGAAUUUUGGACCCAGUUACAGCCCAGGUCAGACUCUCAGCCUGGACCUGACCCAUAAUAACGGGAAGUUCACCAGUGAUUCACAUUCUCCGAAAGUUUCUGGCCAGAAUAGGACGCGCUUCUUUGGUCACUUUCCCGGUCCCGAGUUCCUGGACGCAGAGAAAGCAAGCUUCUCCCAGGAGCAGUCCUGGGACUCGGCCGGAGAAGGCUCAGAAAGGCUACGCCAGGACUCCGAGUCCGGCGACGAGCUCAGCAGCAGCUCCACGGAGCAGAUCAGGGCGACAACACCCCCAAAUCAAGGACGGCCAGACUCUCCCGUGUACGCUAACCUGCAGGAACUGAAAAUAUCCCAGUCCGCCCUCCCGCCGCUCCCCGGAAGCCCCGCCAUUCAGAUCAAUGGAGAAUGGGAAACUCACAAGGAUAGUUCGGGGCGUUGUUACUACUAUAACAGAGGGACACAGGAAAGAACGUGGAAGCCCCCUCGCUGGACUCGAGAUACAAACACAAGCAAAGGAGAUUCCCAGAGUCCAGGAGAGCAUGAGCUUCUUUCAUCAGAAGAGAACUACCACAGCAGUUGUCACAGCCAGUCAGAUAGUCAGUGUGGUUCUCCUCCAAGGGGUUGGUCAGAAGAGUUGGAUGAACGUGGGCAUACCUUAUAUACCAGUGACUUUACCAAGGAGAAGUGGCUCAAGCAUGUUGACGAUCAAGGUAGACAAUAUUACUACAGUGCAGAUGGAUCUCGGUCAGAAUGGGAAUUGCCAAAGUAUAAUGCUUCAUCUCAGCAGCAAAGAGAAAUAAUUAAAAGUCGGAGUCUGGACAGGCGGCUGCAAGAACCGAUAGUGUUAACAAAGUGGAGACACAGCACCAUUGUGUUGGACACCAACGACAAGGACUCUCCACCUGCCUCAAAACCCUGCUCUCCUGAAAAUGAGCCUUCUCCCUCUUCACCAAAGCACCAAGAUACAGGUCAAGAGAAGUAUGGAUUAUUAAAUGUAACAAAAAUUACUGAAAAUGGGAAAAAGGUUCGAAAGAACUGGCUGUCGUCGUGGGCUGUGUUGCAGGGUUCCUCUUUGCUCUUUACCAAAACUCAAGGAAGUAGCACAAGCUGGUUUGGGAGUAACCAGUCCAAACCAGAGUUCACAGUGGACCUUAAGGGAGCGACGAUUGAGAUGGCUUCAAAGGAUAAAUCCAGCAAGAAGAAUGUAUUUGAGCUGAAAACCCGUCAAGGAACAGAGCUGCUGAUUCAGUCUGAUAACGACAGUGUUAUUAACGACUGGUUUAAAGUUCUUAGCGGUACCAUCAGCAGUCAGACAGUAGAACCCGAUGAAACCCUUGAAGAGGAGACGCCAGAUUCACCGGGAGUGGAAAAGCACGAUAAAGAAAAGGACCACAAGGAUCUGAAAAAAUCCCGUUCCACAAAAGUAUCUAGCAUAGAUUCUUCAGAACAGAAGAAAACCAAGAAAAACUUAAAGAAGUUUCUUACGCGACGCCCCACUUUGCAAGCUGUUCGUGAAAAAGGUUAUAUUAAAGAUCAGGUAUUUGGAGCCAAUCUUGCUAAUCUGUGUCAGAGGGAGAAUGGUACCGUGCCAAAAUUUGUGAAAUUAUGCAUUGAACAUGUUGAAGAAUAUGGUUUAGAUGUUGAUGGGAUUUACAGAGUUAGCGGCAACCUGGCAGUGAUCCAGAAGCUGAGAUUCGCCGUCAACCAUGAUGAGAAGCUGGACUUGAGGGAUAGCAAAUGGGAAGAUAUUCACGUCGUCACUGGAGCACUCAAAAUGUUUUUCCGAGAAUUACCGGAACCUCUCUUUACAUUUAAUCAUUUUAAUGAUUUUGUUAAUGCGAUUAAACAAGAACCAAGACAGCGCGUCUCUGCUGUGAAGGACCUAAUCAGACAGUUGCCAAAGCCAAACCAGGACACAAUGCAGGUUCUGUUCAGACAUCUCAAAAGGGUUAUAGAAAACGGAGAAAAAAACCGAAUGACCUAUCAAAGUAUAGCGAUUGUUUUUGGCCCCACUCUGUUAAAGCCAGAGAAGGAGACUGGUAACAUCGCGGUCCACACCGUCUACCAGAAUCAGAUCGUAGAGCUCAUUCUCCUGGAAGUAGGUUCCAUCUUCGGACGCUGAUUCUUACUGAGGACGACCUGUGGAACAGAAGCCAGAUUGCUUCAGAUUUCAGAUCCUUAUACCUGAUGUGUUUUAUUUUUGGACCAAGCAGUGACUCGUUGAUUUUGCACUUUUUUGAGGGAUCAGAAGGGAAGGGGAGCGUCCGGAUGUGUGUUAGGCCCUCGCAUUUGCUGCCUUGUUGCAAGUUGAGAGAGCCGUGUGUGAUUUUGAAAUAACUUUAUCCCGAAUGUUUGCAUUUCCUACUCUGAAUUUCAGCAAAAGUCAAAACUUGCAAUUCUGACCAGUCAUAUACACUGGAUAAUUUGGUGAGAAUACUACAUUUUUUCCCCCUCAAACUGGAUAAUGUAGAAUUUCUUCUCAUGAUUCGAUAGGUUCAUCGCCCGACAGACCAAGACCUACUGUCUUAUACUGGAAGCGCGCCUGGGCGUUUGAGACGAAAUGGAGCAUAUCUGUCCUGACACCCAUGCGUUUGUCUCGCCAGUUCCCCACGCGCCCUGGGCUCUAAGCGCUGGAAUCUCACAGCUCAGGCCCCCCCCCGCCCCCCCACCGGAGGCUCACUGCCUGCUCCCCUGGGGCACAGCAGCCUUGUGGGGCGUCCUGGGUGCUUGUUCGGGCAGCACACUAAUAGUACUUACAACACUGUGACGUACUGGAGUUUAGCUUAGCACACGCCCGGGCAGGCGCUUGGGGGCUGUCUGGGCUACACUGACUUGCAGCUAACAACCCUAACUGUCCAGUACCAUGCUGCAUUCUCGGUAUGACCCUGUGGAAACCAACGUUGUUCGAUGUAAAUACCGGCUGAAGACUGCUGUCCUCGGCUUAUGUACAUACCUGUGUUGUAUAGUCUCAGAGAACAUUCUAACCCUACGUUUCUAAUCACGGUAUCGGUAAUCUUCUCCGUGAAUAUUAGGUUUCCUCCAGAAAUAGGCCGUUAUUUGAGAAAGUUAACUGUGUGCACUUUUAGAUUUUAAUUACAUUUACAGGCAAAUCACUGUAAUCCAAAUGGUACUGGAAAAAUACUGAGUAGACUUGCUAAAUGGCAAAUGCACUACAAGAGGAGCCUUUUAGAUUAUUUAAUAUGUACAGAAUACCUUAGAAAAAAUUUAUUACAGAAUUCUAACUCUGCAGUAUGAAUAGUGGAAACCCAGAUGUAAAUUAGAUGGAUGUCAGAUGGAAAGAUGACAUUACUAAAUUGGGGAAUUUCUUUUUACAUUACUAAUGUAGAUUGGUUUGUAUAAUAAAACAGGGUUUUGAAAGGUUUUGUUACAGAGAGCAUGGUCUGCUGAAGAUUUUUUAAAAUGUAUUUUUCUAGGUUAACUGCUGUAUAUGCAAUGUCUAAUCUGAAUAAAGAACUAUAAGAGGUUUAGAGAUUUUUCCAUUGGGAAUGUGCAUUUUGGUUUUUAGUUUUGUUUUGUUUUUGCAUUUACUGGCACACAAUUACAAUACCUCAUUUUAAAAAAAUCAGCUGAACCCAUUAUUUCCUGUGGCAAAUAUAUUUUCCUCAUUUCAUAGCAUUUCUGCUCCCUGCCAAGCCAGUACCUCCUCCACCCACCCCCCUCCCCACCCCUUCACUUCUCAUUUCUUCAUCAAUUUGUGAACAUGAAUGAUUUGUAACCAAGACUCUUUUUCUUAGGAUUGCAUUUAUAAUUUGAAGAUUGACUUCCUUGGGAACAAACAUUUUUUGUAUGAAAACCUCUUACCUGAGUUUUGUGGUGAAAGUAUUGUUUGUUGUUGUGAUCUUGUUUAAUUGAUAACAAACCAAGCUACUUGACCGCUAUGGGGAAGCAGAUUGUUUGGGGCAGGGGGAAAAAGCCCCCAAGCGAGAAUGUCUGUGUCUGCCUAAAGGUGCCCUUGACAACGUGACAGUGUGCUUUGGACCUGGCCUCUGCAGCGGUUGUGUGCCAGCAAACGCUAGACUCACAUCAGUGAUGUCCUUUCUCUUGGUAGUUACGGACGUAUCAAAGAUGAAAAUUGUCCUGUGUUUCUUGUUUCAAAAUAUACAUACGUGUAUGUGAAGUCUUAAACGUUUUAUUAGUCCACAGCUGAUCAGCUUGGUGUAAUACUGUGAGUACAGUGAGAUCAGUGUCUUGUGUUUCCAUCCUUUGUGAAUUACACAUUCUCACUUGUUGUUUUGUAAUAACAAAACCAGUCAUAUUUUCCUGUCUUGACAGCUUGGUUUUUAGUAGAAAAUAUAUUAAAGGCUGAAAUAAAUUGUCAGUGGAAUUUUAUUUACUAAAUAGGCCUUCCUUCAGAAUGUCAUAAAAAAAGUCAUAAGAAAUACAAAGAAAAAAAUAUAUUCAAGUAUGUUAUUAUAUUCCAAUGGAAGGAAAAUACUGUUUAAAUUUCACAACAGUAAGAAAUUUUACCUUUUACUGUAGAAGAAGUCAAUUAUGACGUAUCUCUGGGAAAAAAAAAACCCAGUAUUACCUUUUAGUUAGAGGCAAAUCUGUAGUUUUUUUUUUUCUUAUGUGAAAAGCAUGAAUGGAAUAAUUCAGCCAAACUGUGGGCCUUGCAGUUGUGUUAUGUACAUGUACACACACGUGUUUGUGUGAAUGUGUGUGUCACUGCUUACGUACAAAUGAAAACUCAUCAAUAAAACAAUAAUAGCAGAUA
This is a messenger RNA of Vicugna pacos (alpaca), 5358 nucleotides long. Lineage: Eukaryota; Metazoa; Chordata; Mammalia; Artiodactyla; Camelidae. The record is from RefSeq and is a predicted model, not a curated record.